UGCAGGGCUGCGGUGUGUGACAGACGCUGCUGCCUCAGCAGUGCGAUACAACCCUGUUUCAGCCUGUACUUGGGAAAAGGAGGCAGAGAGAGUCCGUGUUGAAACGCGACUAGGAUUACCUCCGAAAUAAGUCGGAGGGAGGACCCCUAAAACUGCAAACUGGAGCAAUGUGCUAAAGACUGAGUAGAUUGCGCAAUGGACGACCGGUACAGAAGAGGAUCACAAAGUGAUCAUUCGCUUAAGUAAAGUUUAACAACGUGGAUUCUGUUUUUUUUUUUUCACGAGGGAUUAUUGGCCACUUUAACGUGUUGUAUAUAGUUAAGCAAAAUAACAUUCGGUGUUGUUUUCCUGCAUUUAUUUUGGAUUGUGGGAAAAUACCGGGGUGCAUCAUCUUUGCUGGCUGAGAGAUGCUGCAUGGCUGGAAAGGAUAUGUGGGCUUAAGUUAUUGGUACGAACCUUUCAUCCCAUGCCCCUUUUCGGGGAGAAGCCACAGGGUAGGGGAAAUUGACUGGCACGGAAGAAACGGUGCGGGAACCACACGUGAGUGGGCGGCAGGUGCGCCUGGUAUUCACGCCACCAAGUGGCUCAGGCGUGUUGGUGAGAGGAGCUACGGUCAUGUGGGCUCGGAGAGUGAGCGCUGCGAUAAGGGUUUAGAGACGGGUGAGAGGCGGACCUCAGACCACCAGUGAUGGGGCUCCUGGUUGGGGGAGGUCACCUGAUAAUCCUAUUACUAUUUUCCUGGAUUCUCCUCUGCCUGUGUCGCACUGAGCGGCCAUGCCCACGAAAUUGUCGAUGUGAUGGAAAGAUAGCAUACUGCGAGUCUAAUGCCUUUCGUGAUGUGCCCCAGAACUUGUCCACAGGCUGCCAAGGUUUGUCUCUUCGCUACAACAGCCUUCAAAGACUAAAGGCAGGACAAUUCUCUGGACUUAAUCAGCUUAUAUGGCUGUACCUGGAUCAUAAUUAUAUAACUGUUGUGGAUGGUAAUGCUUUUCAAGGCAUACGCAGGCUAAAGGAACUAAUUUUGAGCUCCAAUAAAAUCUCACAGCUUCACAACCAAACUUUCCACUUUGUUCCUAACCUUCGGAACCUGGAUCUGUCCUAUAACAAACUGCAAGAAUUGCAACCAGAGCAAUUUCGAGGUCUACGUAAACUGCUAAGUCUACACUUACGGUCCAACUCACUCAAGUCAAUGCCAAUGCGUUUGUUUCAAGACUGUCGAAACUUAGAAUUUCUGGACCUAGGCUACAACCGGCUACGCAGCUUGACACGCAAUGCUUUUGUUGGAUUGCUGAAGUUGACUGAGCUUCAUCUUGAACACAAUCAGUUCUCCAAAAUCAACUUUGCACACUUCCCACGCCUCUCAAAUUUACGAGCACUCUAUCUGCAGUGGAAUCGUAUUCGUUCCAUCGUCCAAGGGGUUUCAUGGACAUGGACCUCCUUGCAGAAGCUUGAUCUAUCUGGAAAUGAUAUCCAAAUCAUUGAGGCUAGCAUCUUCCAGUGCUUACCUAACCUUCAGACACUCAAUUUGGACUCUAAUAAGCUUAGCAAUAUCUCACAGGAAGCAGUCAGUGCCUGGAUAUCCUUGACCACCAUAAGUUUGGCUGGCAAUGUCUGGGACUGCAGUUACAACAUUUGCCCACUUGUGACUUGGUUAAAAAAUUUUAAGGGAAAUAAGGAAUCUACCAUGAUUUGUGCUGGGCCUAAACAUGUUCAAGGAGAAAAGGUUAUGGAUGCUGUAAACAAUUAUAGCAUUUGUAAGACUCCUGCUAUAACAGAAACACCACCUCCACUUUCCCAAUCUUCUUCAAAGCCCAAAUCGCUUCCCAGGAUGACUCCACCAAAUCUCGAAGCAGAUGAGCUGCUGAGACCUUCUUCUCGCCCCACAGUUUCUAGUGCUCAUACCACAGCUCCAGAGACAGAAUUUGAACAUGUGUCCUUUCAUAAGAUUAUAGCUGGGAGUGUGGCCCUAUUUCUUUCUGUGGCAAUGAUUUUGCUGGUGAUCUAUGUAUCUUGGAAACGUUAUCCAAGCAGUAUGAAGCAGUUGCAGCAGCACUCACUGGUCCGCAAACGCAGAAAAAAGGCGCGAGAGACUGAACGCACCCUUAACUCCCCUUUGCAGGAGUAUUAUGUGGACUACAAACCCACGAACUCUGAGACCGUGGAUGUAUUGGUCAAUGGGACAGGACCCUGCACCUACACUAUUUCAGGCUCCAGGGAAUGCGAGGAGUGCCUGGCAUUCACAAGGGCAGCUGUUUAUGGAAGUAGCGGACUGAAAAUUCCAUGAGGGACAACACAGUCACUGGCAGCAUUGUAUAAUGGCUUCUAACUCAGGACCAGUGUGUUAUAAAUGGCCAUUCUACGAACUGAAAGGCUGUUGAAGUCUAUAAACUGAAGUUGGCCUUGAUCCAUGUUGAAAUGUCAGUGUGGCAAAAUACUUAAGUGAAAUCUCACUGAUGGAAGAAACAAUAAGGCAUUUUUAUUAUGAGUACAGUUUUUUUUUUAAUUAUUAUUUUGCUGAACUUAUAAAAGCCUUGCAGUGACUGGGCUGUGCUGUGGUUUUAUGGUUUUGUUUUGAAAAUUUAGAUAUUAUAUAAAUUCACAGGUAGUAUCCUGACCAGGAUUGUGUUUUUGUUCUGUUUUCUAAAAAAAUGAAGUAAAAAUCAAUAAAUAACAUUUAAAUUUA
Messenger RNA from Polypterus senegalus (gray bichir), 2683 nucleotides. RefSeq names its product leucine-rich repeat transmembrane neuronal protein 4-like. The transcript is spliced from 3 exons. The coding region runs from base 689 to 2284 and encodes 531 amino acids. NCBI's taxonomy places the organism in Eukaryota, Metazoa, Chordata, Cladistia, Polypteriformes, Polypteridae. Gene Ontology annotation, molecular function: protein binding. The record is from RefSeq and is a predicted model, not a curated record.